CUGGGCAGGGGGCAUGGCAUCCUGGCAGGUGGUGUGACAUCAGGGCAGGUGGGGCAACAUCUGGGCAGGAGGCACGGGAUCAGGGCAGGGGGUGCAACAUCUGGGCAGGUUGUGCAGCCCCUGGAUAUGCUGUGCAACAUCUGGGCAGGCCCUGCAUCCCUGAGCAGACAGUACAAACUCUGGGCAGGUUGUGGAACCUCUGGGCAGGCCAUGCAACAUCUGGGCAGGCAGAGUGACAGCUGGGCAGGCCUUGCCACCUCCAGGAAGGCAGCGCGACAUCAUGGGUGGCCAGUGUAACAUCUGGGCAUGCGUUGUGACCCCUGGGCAGGUUCGUACCGGCCCUCGUAUGAGGAGAUGCUGCGUUUCUACAGCUACUACAAGCAGGCGACGGCGGGGCGCUGCCAGGGCCCGCGGCCCGGCUUCUGGGACCCUAUCGGCCGCUACAAGUGGGACGCCUGGCACAGCCUGGGGCGCAUGUCCAAGGAGGAGGCCAUGGCCGCCUACGUGGCCGAGAUGAAGAAGGUGGCCCAGAAGGUCAUCGACACGGUGCCCAUGGACGAGGCGACGCAGGAGAUGUUCAGGUACUUCGAGCCGCUCUACGAGGUGAUCCAGGACAUGCCCCGGCCGCCUGACGCCUUCUUCAAGAGGAAAGGGGACAACCAGGAGCAGAUGCCUGACCCCGGCCAGGACAGUCCAGAAGGGAGCCCGGCUCAGGAUUGCUUGCAGAGUGCCCUGCCCGAGGAGGAGAAGCACGGGGAGCAAGUGCCAGGAGGCGGGCUGAAUCCUGCCGCCGAAGCGCUCGAGGGCACCCAGGUGACCAGCGACUCCGAGGGGGAAGUUUACUGUGAUACCUUGGAGCAGAUGGAGCCCGACCAGGCUGGGCAGUUGCUGGCCAAACAGGGUCUGUCCCUGAACGGUGUCCGGCCUGGGCCCCCAGCGCCCCGCGCCGCUAGGGAGGGACAGCGGGCUGAAGGCGGAAGACUAGAGGGGAAGAGCAGCAGCGGCCUCGCAGGCCUUGGCGCUGAGAGAGAUCCGCAGCGCGCCGAGGGUGACCCCCAGCUUGCCCGCGCGAGCCAGGGGACGUCGGAGGAGCUGGACGCGCAGGUGGCCGGCGCCGUCCGAGCCCUGCAGGACGACAUGCGGCGAGUGCUGGAGAGGCUGAGCCAGCUGGAGACGCUCACCGCCGCGUGGGUGGACGCGUCCGAGGCGGAUCCUGACCAGCUGCUCGCUCCGCAGGCGCUGUUGCCGUGGCCCCUGGCCGUGUCCCCUCGCACCCUGCUCUUCCUCGUCGCCUGGCCCUUCGUCGCCCAGUGGCUGCUGCGCCGCUUGCAGGGCAGGAAGAGGUGACCGCCCGCGGCCGCCCCGGCUCCGUCGCGGGACCGCCGAGCGGCUGCCGCCACUGAUAAUUAGCGAUUCCGCUUAUCACAAGCCAGGCAAGAGCAAUCGGAUCGAUCCCCCCCUCCCCAGGGAAAGAGGCUGCUUUUAAGCGACUAUGCCAGGCCUGGGGGGGCGGCUGGCCGGCCGGCUGCGAGCCCGGGGCUGCCCGGAGCCCCCCCGCGCUCGCCCGGCACAGGGAGGAGGAGCGGCCGCGCGCCGCCGUCGCCCGGCGCUCUCAGGGUCCCUCCGGCACCGCAGCGACGGCAAAAAGCACUUUGCACCCAGGGAAAGCGGCGCGGCUCCUUCGGGAAGCGCCGUCUUCGAGCACCGCCGAGCACGUGGGCUCCCGGCCCCCCAGGUUGUACGUGCCCCGGGGCCGCCAGCGCCCUGCCACCGCAGAGGGGGGUCCCAGGUUUCGAGACUGGUUUAAGGACGUGCUUUACCACCCAAACCUGCCCGAAUUAAAGUUGCCUUUCCAUCUGG
Molecule: messenger RNA, 1860 nt
Organism: Dromaius novaehollandiae (emu)
Lineage: Eukaryota; Metazoa; Chordata; Aves; Casuariiformes; Dromaiidae
Gene: ACBD4
Product: acyl-CoA binding domain containing 4
Exons: 10
Coding region: 307-1347 (346 amino acids)
Biological process (GO): fatty acid metabolic process
Cellular component (GO): cytoplasm
Molecular function (GO): fatty-acyl-CoA binding
Source: RefSeq, a predicted model, not a curated record